This is a messenger RNA of Varanus komodoensis (Komodo dragon), 5769 nucleotides long. It is a transcript of the gene AHR, whose product is annotated as aryl hydrocarbon receptor. Gene Ontology annotation, cellular component: nucleus; aryl hydrocarbon receptor complex. Bases 535 to 3117 code for a protein of 860 amino acids. The transcript has 11 exons. Lineage: Eukaryota; Metazoa; Chordata; Lepidosauria; Squamata; Varanidae. The record is from RefSeq and is a predicted model, not a curated record. Gene Ontology annotation, biological process: regulation of transcription by RNA polymerase II. Gene Ontology annotation, molecular function: protein dimerization activity; transcription cis-regulatory region binding; nuclear receptor activity.
UGGAGAGAGGGAAGAAGUGAGGGGGGCAGGCGGACGGAGGGGCAGCUGCUUAGAGAGCCCCAGCCGCCUCCGCACCUGUCUCUGAGCCCCCGCCCCGCGCCAGCCAGACACCGAGAGAGAGGAGGACGGCGACGGCGAGUGGGUGUUGCCGGCGCCAAGCACCUGGUUGUGCCUCCCCGCCCUCCUAUCCUUCCGUCGCCGCUCUCUUUCCUGCAUCGGCCGCCUCUCAAGGGAGCCCCGCCGAGGCAGGAGUGGGACCAGUGCGGCGAGGAGGUGGAGGAACAACACAGAGGGCCGGGGAAGCUGCGGGCGGAGCCGCGAUCUCUGCGAGAGUCAGCGACAUCAUACGAGAGAGAGAAACCCCGUUUCGGGAGCGUCGUUGACACAGUCGCUUGGGAGCUUUCCUUAACACACGCUGCGACUCCCCCCGCCCCCCCCCCCACAACUCUUGUGCUGAGGGGAGGCAAAAAAAAUUAAACUAAAAUUUCCGCUGUUGGACUAGGUGGCGCGAAGAGCCGCGGCGUGAGCGGCAGGAUGAACCCCAAUGUCACCUAUGCGAGCCGCAAGCGGCGGAAACCCGUGCAGAAAAUAGUGAAGCCUUCCCCUCCUGAAGGAGCCAAAUCUAAUCCAUCGAAGAGGCAUAGAGAUCGAUUGAAUGCAGAAUUGGAUCGCCUGGCUGGUCUUUUGCCAUUCCCUCAGGAUGUUAUUGCCAAGCUGGAUAAAUUAUCUGUGCUUAGGCUCAGCGUUAGUUACCUGAGAGCCAAAAGUUUCUUUGAUGUUGCACUAAAGUCAUCCUGUUCUGCAAAACCUGACAGAAAUGGCAUCCAGGACAGCAGUAGAACUACAAAGACUAGAGAGAGCAUGGGGCUGCUAGAAGGAGAACUUUUACUACAGGCAUUAAAUGGCUUUGUACUGGUGGUCACAUCAGACGCUCUCAUAUUUUAUGUAUCUUCGACAAUACAGGAUUAUUUAGGUUUCCAGCAGUCUGACAUUAUACACCAGAGUGUAUAUGAAUUAAUUCAUACUGAAGACAGACCAGAAUUCCAACGACAGCUUCACUGGGCUCUAAAUCCUGUGCAGUCUACAGAUGCUGGACAGAUAGUACAAGGAGAUAAUGGGUUUUCACAGUCAGCAACGUAUUACAAUCCAGAACAGCUACCUCCAGAGAAUUCUUCAUUUAUGGAACGAAAUUUUAUCUGUAGAUUACGCUGCCUCCUGGAUAAUUCAUCUGGGUUCUUGGCCAUGAAUUUUCAAGGGAGAUUAAAAUUUCUGCAUGGACAGAACAAGAAAGGGAAGGAUGGAGCAGCUAUAUCUCCUCAGCUUGCUUUGUUUGCUGUGGCAACUCCACUUCAGCCUCCAUCCAUUCUUGAAAUACGUACCAAAAACUUUAUCUUCAGGACUAAGCACAAAUUAGACUUCACACCUAUAGGAUGUGAUGCAAAAGGACGAAUUGUACUGGGAUACACCGAAGCAGAACUGUGCAUGCGAGGAACAGGUUACCAGUUUAUCCAUGCAGCUGAUAUGCUUUAUUGUGCAGAGAAUCAUGUCCGAAUGAUAAAAACUGGAGAGAGUGGUAUGACUGUGUUUAGACUUCUUACCAAGGAGAAUCGAUGGGCUUGGGUACAAGCAAAUGCACGCUUGGUCUACAAAAAUGGAAGACCAGAUUAUAUCAUCGCUACACAAAGACCCCUUACAGAUGAAGAAGGGGCAGAGCACUUACGAAAACGAAACAUGAAGCUGCCUUUCAUGUUUGCUACAGGUGAGGCUGUCUUAUAUGAAGUGAUGUUCCCUCAGCCUGGCUUAAUGGAUUCUUCUCAGGCAAAGGUUAAAAGUGGCAUCGGAAAAGGAGCUGCUUCUAAGUCUACACUGCUCAAAGAAUCUGUUGAUCCCAAUUCACUUUUGGGUGCAAUGUUGCAGCAGGAUGAAUCUGUGUAUCUCUGCCCACCUGCUUCAAAUAAAAUAACCUUCGAAAGAAACCUUUUUGCAGACAGCAGGGAUGAACUGGGUAAUGUAAUGGCAGGUGAUUGGCAGGAUAAUAUUUUACCAGUGGGAAAUAACAGCAUCCUGAAACAGGAACAGACUGAAUGUCCCCAGGAAAGUAACUUAAUGCUUCCAGAAGACAGCAUGGAACUUUUUCAGGAUAACAAAAACAAUGAACUGUACAAUAUCAUGAAAACUCUAGGAGUUGACUUUGAAGAUAUCAAAUGUUUUCAGCAAGAUGAGGACUUUUUAAAAAAUGAACUUUCUGGUGUGGAUGACAUUAGAGACAUUGAUAUAACAGACGAAAUCCUGACCUAUGUUCAGGAAUCCUUAAAUAAGACUGAUCUCUAUUCGAGUUACCAGCAACAACCACCCAUGGUUCAGAAUUCUACCUGUUUAAUGCAACAGCAGUUGGAACAGCAGCAACUUGACCAACAGCAGAAACAAACAGUGUCUGAACAACAUCAGCAUCAUCAACAGCUGUGUCAGAAGAUGAAACACAUGCAGGUCAAUGGGAUGUUCACAAACUGGAACUCUGUUAGCAGCAUACCCAUUAACUCUUCACAGCAACAGAUGCAGCCAUAUGUCUUUUCUGGUAUGGAAGAAAUAACUCAGGAGUUCCCUUACAAAUCUGAAGUCAAUUCAGCCACGUAUGCAUGUAGGCAAGAGUUCAUUCCUUACAAGCAGCCAACCAGUGUGGUGUCACAACUUUCAGACUUUACACAGAUAGACUUUCCAGUAGGAAGUUUUGAGCGAUCAAAUUAUUCAGCUUCUUCGGGCUUGGAGGAGUUUCUCAAUUGUUUGCAGCAUGUCCCUGAAAGUCAGACCUGUGGAAUAAACUCUCAGCAAGUUAUAGUAACUCCUCAGACAUGCUAUGCUGGUGCUGUGUCAAUGUACCAGUGUGUAUCUGAAACGCAACCAAACUGUACAGAGCAAAUGCAAUAUACUCCUGCAGUAUCGGGACAGCAAACAUUGCUAAACAAGUUCCAGAAUACUUUUAAUGGAGGAAACCUGAAUGAUGCAUAUCCACCGCAAUUAGAUGUUGUCAGCACCCAACCUGGAACACAUCUUCAGCCCCUUCAUCAUCCAACAGAAUCCAGAUCUUUCUCUGAUUUGGCAUCCAGUGGUUUUAUGUAAUUCAACACCAAAUUCCUCUGGAGGAUUGGAUCAGGACUGGAAUUAUUAAAUGGAGAUUGAAAACCAGAUGUGGUUGCACUUAAUAUGCAUGCAUAUAGGAUUUUUAUCCAAAAGUGAUACUUAUAGGUGGAAGUUGGAGCUGUUAUCAUGGCCUAAAAGUUUGCAUGUGAAAUUUUUAGACAGUGAAAUACGUACUGUUGCAAUAUUAUUACUGCAUCACAUUGUAGAACAUAAGAUAAGGCAAAUGAUUUUAUUGUUUAAAAGAUGAAAUUGGCACUUUGACCAUUUUCUUUGGAAUGGCAAAAGAACAUUUCUCUUGGGUUCUUUUAGGCUUUGUUUUAAGCCAGUGUUCCCACUAUAGGAGCAAAUAAAACACUCUAUACUGCAUAUUUGCAUAUUUCCUUCAACUACUUUAUUUAGUAUUGUUCUUUUUUUCCUUUUUCUUUACAUUUCAGGUUCUAGCACUUUAGUAGAAGGUUUGAUACAAGGAUUUGAUAUGCAAUUUUAGGUUUUAUACAACCAAAUCCAUUGCAGUCCUCCCUUACAGUUAGCCUUAAGUGCCUCACAACAUAGCUACCUUAAUUCUGAAAGGAGCUAAUAGGAAAAGAAACAUUCACUCUAAAACUAGACACCCCUGCUCUGUGAUUAUUCAGUAGUUGGUUUGGUUUGGUUUGGUUUUAAAAGCUAGAGACCUAUGAGUAGUAUAUUGCUUCUCUAUUAAAUGUAUUACUGGUUUUUCUUAUUUUAGAUUUUAUAUUUUCUUUAGUAUUUCAAAUAUAAUACUGGUUUUUCUUUAGAAUUUCAUGUUGACUGAAAUCCUUGGCUUUUUGUUUUCUGCAUAUUUCAGGUAGAACAGGGUAAAAACAGGUAUAUUAUAGGAGAACUUUGUCUCCUCAAGAUUAAUUCUGAGUUUAACAUACUGAAGAAAAAACAUGUGCCUUAUCUUGUGUUACAACACUUGUUGAAUUGUCUUUUUGAAAAGUACAAGGCUGCUCUAUGCAAAUACUUCCAUUUAAAAUGGUUCCUGAGAAGGGUUCAUUUUAAAAGCUAGUAGAAAGCAAUGUCUCAGUAGGAAAUAAUAUUGAAGCUUACUUUUGUAAAAAUUUCUACUCCUAGGGUCAAAUUUUGAUUGGAUUCUGUUUUUCAACUAUUCCAAUGGGAGAGGGUCUGCUGAUAUUGAAUAUCCCUGAUGAUUGCACUCUAAACAAAAAAACUAUCUUUCUAUGUAUGUAAAUUCACUUUAAAUGUCUUCAUUCAAGAGAUAAAACUGAAAAUUUAUUUUAGUUCAACUAUAGAGAGAAAUUUUCCUUGAAAUAAAAAGGAUAUUUUAAACUUUUUUUUUUUAAAGGCAAAACAUUGUACUGGAUUUUUAUUUUUAGAACUGUAGGCACCAAUGUUUGGUGUGUCAUAUUAGUUUAAAUGGGGGAUGGAGGGGAUGUGUACAUGUUCAUAAAACUGAAUUUCCAUUACAUGCUGUAUAAAUAUGUAAUAAGCACCAAGUAAUGUCUUUGUAAAAUAUUUUAAACAAGUAAAUUUUAAAAUGGUAUACCAUAUUAUUAAAAUGUGCAUUAUGUAUGUAUAAUGUAAAUGUCAAUAUAGACUCUUUUUUUAAAAAAUAAAUAAACCAACUCCCUCCAGGAUGGUGUUCAGAUUUUUGAUGAAAGAGCAGUUUCAGUCAAAUAUUUUUAAAUAACUUAACCACAUGGAAGAUUUAAUGGGACAUCAAAUAGUGGGAAAUGACUAUUGAAAACUAAGGUUUUUAAAAGAAAUGUGAAGCAUAAAUAAGAAUUUAUUUCCAUCUUCUGGAAAAGAUGGCAAGCAGUUGCUAGAAUUUUAAAUUUAGGAUCUAACAUUGCUUUUAACAAGCAUUACAAAGGAAAUAUCUUUUGGUUACAUAAUGCAUGUAAAGAAAAUAUCCUUUAAGCCAUUAGGAACAUUAUUUUGGCCAUUCCUAAAUGUAUUAAUUUAGUAGUAACUCAUUUCUUAAUUUUUCAUGUGCUCUUGUUUACAGACUGUUCCUGUAGUAUUCUGUUUUGAAUCAGUAUCAGAUAUUUUUUUACAUGAGUAAUGCUGUACUGUAAAACUUAAAGGUUCAAAGGGAUAAUGUAACCUCUUUUUAAGAAAAGGGAAAAAAACAGAACCCCAUAACAGAUAAGAACCUAUGUAUCAUAUCACUUCUGUUAAACCAAAUAUCCCAUCACUAAGUGCCAAGGAUGCAGUAUGAACUGGGUACUGCCUUAUUGUAAGUUAGUUAAUACAGUUAUGUGUAAUAUCAGCUUGUUUUCUAUAUUAGCUGUGGCUGUGUUCAACAAGCCUGUGUAUUGGUGGCGCACUGUAGAUCUACACCAAACUGCUCUCCUCAAAACUGAUGAAUUUCUGACUUUAUUAUAUCUCUCACCCUUCACCCAUUUACCUCACCCUACCCUAAGUCUAAACAAAUAACUACCUAGUUUUAAUUAAUAUUACUAUCACUUUCUGUAGAUUGUCUUAGCUUCCUUCCCUCAUUCUGUCUCCAUUCUCCUUUUUGUCAUCUCUGUUUUUUGUCAUGCAGUUAAUUUCUUGUGUGUUAGGGUAUAAUUUUACAGUGUUUUUAAUGAGCUUUGGUAAAACUUGUAAAGCAUAAUAUAUGGUAAUAAAAUAUCACCUGAAUAG